AUGCUCUACCCGGACGCCCCAGAGCGUCGCGAUGCUCUUCCCAGCCGCCCCAGAGCGUCGAAAUGCUCUCCCCGGACGCCCCAGAGCGUCACGAUGCUCUCCCUGGACGCCCCAGAGCGUCGCGAUGCUCUCCCCGGACGCCCCAGACGUCGCGAUGCUCUCCCCAAACGCCCCAGAGCGUCGCGAUGCUCUCCCUGGACGCCCCAGAGCGUCGCGAUGCUCUCCCUGGACGCCCCAGAGCGUCGCGAUGCUCUACCCGGACGCCCCAGAGCCUUGCGAUGCUCUCCCCAAACGCCCCAGAGCGUCGCGAUGCUCUACCCGGACGCCCUAGUGCAUCGCGAUGCUCUACCCGGCCGCCCUAGUGCAUCGCGAUGCUCUCCCCAGCCGCCCCAGAGCGUCGCGAUGCUCUCCCCGGACGCCCCAGAGCGUCGCGAUGCUCUCCCUGGACCCCCAGAGCGUCGGGAUGCUCUCCCUGAACGCCCCAGAGCGUCGCGAUGCUCCCCCCGGACGCCCCAGAGCGUCGCGACGCUCUCCCCGGACGCCCCAGAGCGUAGCGAUGCUCUCCCCGGACGCCCCAGAGCGUCGCGGUGCUCUCCCCGGACGCCCCAGAGGGUCGCGAUGCUCUCUGGACGCCGUAGAGCGUCGCUAUGCUCUCUCCGGACGCCCCAGAGCGUCGCGAUGCUCUCCCCGGACGCCCCAGAGCAUCGCGAUGCUCUCACCGGACGCCCCAGAGCGUCGCAAUGCUCUCUCCGGACGCCACAGAGCGUCGCGAUGCUCUCCCCGGACGCCCCAGAGCGUCGCGAUGCUCUACCCGGACGCCCCAGAGCGUCACGAUUCUCUCCCCAGCCGCCCCAGAGCGUUGUGAUGCUCUCCCCGGACACCCCAGAGCGUCGCGACGCUCUCCCCGGACGCCCCAGAGGACCGCGAUGCUCUCCCCAGACGCCCCAGAGCGUCGCGAUGCUCUCCCCGGACGCCCCAGAGCGUCGCGAUGCUCUCCCCGGACGCACCAGAGCGUCGCUAUGCUCUCCCCGGACGCCCCAGAGCGUCGCGAUGCUCUCCCCGGACGCCCCCGAGCAUCGCGAUGCUCUCCCCGGACGCCCCAGAGCGUCGCGAUCCUCUCCCCGGACGCCCCAGAGCGUCGCGAUGCUCUCCCCGGACGCCCCAAAGCGUUGCGAUGCUCUACUCGGAUGCCCCAGAGCGUCGCGAUGCUCUCCCAAGCCGCCCCAGAGCGUCGCGAUGCUCUCCCCGGACGCCCCAGAGCGUCGCGAUGCUCUCCCCGGACACCCCAGAGCGUCGCGAUGCUCUCCUCGGACGCCCCAGAGCGUCGUGAUGCUCUCCCCGGACACCCCAGAGCGUCGCGAUGCUCUCCCCGGACGCCCCAGAGCAGCGUCGCGAUGCUCUCCCUGGACGCCCCAGAGCGUCGCGAUGCUCUCCCGGACGCCCCAGAGCGUCGCGAUGCUCUCCCCGGACACCCCAGAGCGUCGUGAUGCUCUCCCCGGACGCCCCAGAGCGUUGCGUUGCUCUCCCCGGACGCCCCAUAGCGUCGCGAUGCUCUCCCCGGACGCCCCAGAGCGUCGCGAUGCUCUCCCCGGACGCCCUAGAGCGUCGCGAUGCUCUCCCGGACGCCCCAGAGCGUCGCGAUGCUCUCCCCGGACACCCCAGAGCGUCGUGAUGCUCUCCCCGGACGCCCCAGAGCGUUGCGAUGCUCUCCCCGGACGCCCCAUAGCGUCGCGAUGCUCUCCCCGGACGCCCCAGAGCGUCGCUAUGGUCUCCCCUGACGCCCCGGAGCGUCGUGAUGCUCUCGCGGACGCCCCAGAGCGUCGCGAUGCUCUCCCCGGCCGCCCCAGAGCGUCGCGAUGCUCUCCCCGGACGCCCCAGAGCGUCGCGAUGCUCUCCCCGGACGCCCUAGAGCGUCGCGAUGCUCUCCCGGACGCCCCAGAGCAUCGCGAUGCUCCCCUCGGACGACCCAGAGCUUCGCGAUGCUCUUCCCGGACGCCCCAGAGCGUCGCGAUGCUCUCCCCGGACGCCCCAGAACGUCGCGAUGCUCUCCCCGGACGCCCCAGAGCGUCGCGAUGCUCUCCCCGGACGCCCCAAAGCGUCGCAAUGCUCUCCCUAGCCGCCCCAGAGCGCCGCGAUGCUCUCCCCGGACCCCCCAGAGCGUCGCGAUGCUCUCCCCGGACGCCCCAGAGCGUCGCGAUGCUCUCCCCGGACGCCCCAGAGCGUCGCGAUGCUCUCCCCGGACACCCCAGAGCGUCGCGACGCUCUCCCCGGACGCCCAAGAGCGCCGCGAUGCUCUCCCCGGACGCCCCAGAGCGUCGCGAUGCUCUCCCCGGACGCCCCAGAGCGUCGCGAUGCUCUCCCCGGACGCACGAGAGCGUCGCUAUGCUCUCCCCGGACGCCCCAGAGCGUCGCGAUGCUCUCCCCGGACGCCCCCGAGCAUCGCGAUGCUCUCCCCGGACGCCCCAGAGCGUCGCGAUCCUCUCCCGGACGCCCCAGAGUGCGCGAUGCUCUCCCCGGACGCCCCAGAGCGUUGCGAUGCUCUACCCGGAUGCCCCAGAGCGUCGCGAUGCUCUCCCAAGCCGCCCCAGAGUGUCGUGA
Closterium sp. Naga37s-1 is the source of this 2598-nucleotide messenger RNA. The record is from the annotation of a GenBank genome assembly. Lineage: Eukaryota; Viridiplantae; Streptophyta; Zygnematophyceae; Desmidiales; Closteriaceae.